Messenger RNA from Helianthus annuus (common sunflower), 1683 nucleotides. Its product is annotated as autophagy-related protein 3. Gene Ontology annotation, molecular function: Atg8-family ligase activity. The coding region runs from base 211 to 1155 and encodes 314 amino acids. The record is from RefSeq and is a predicted model, not a curated record. Gene Ontology annotation, biological process: autophagy of mitochondrion; autophagosome assembly; nucleophagy. Gene Ontology annotation, cellular component: cytosol; cytoplasmic ubiquitin ligase complex. The transcript has 10 exons. NCBI's taxonomy places the organism in Eukaryota, Viridiplantae, Streptophyta, Magnoliopsida, Asterales, Asteraceae.
CUCUAAUCCCUCCACGACGUUGAUUCCGCCCUUCGUAUUUGUACUCGUUAACGUAAACCCAGAUUACCACGCAAAUCCCCAAAAUAAUCCUAAUUUUAUCCUCUAGGGUUUGUGAUCUGAUUCUCAGAUUCUGACCGAUCAACUUCACAAUCUUCUACAAAAAUCCACCAUUCGAUUAGAUUCAGAUCCUAUCACCGUGCUCAAUCGGAAAUGGUUCUAUCGCAGAAGCUUCACGAAGCAUUCAAAGGUACGGUAGAGAGAAUCACAAACCCUAGGACUGUUUCCGCUUUCAAGGAGAAAGGCGUACUUAGCGUUAACGAAUUCGUCAUCGCCGGCGACAAUUUAGUCUCCAAAUGCCCUACCUGGUCAUGGGAAUCAGGUGAUCCAAACAAGAGGAAGUCGUACUUGCCAGCUGAUAAACAGUUUUUGAUUACUAGAAAUGUUCCUUGUUUGCGAAGAGUUGCAUCAAUACAAGAAGAAUAUGAAGCUGCUGGUGGUGAGAUAUUGCUUGACGAUGAAGAUAACGAUGGCUGGCUGGCUACUCAUGGACAACCAAAAGAUACCAAGGGUGAUGAGGAUGAGGAUGUGCCUUCAAUGGAAACCCUAGAAAUAAGCAAGAAGAAUACAAUCCAGUCAAUUCCAUCAUAUUUCGGCACCGAGGAAGAUGAUGACAUCCCUGACAUGGAAGAAUUUGAAGAACCCGACAACCUUAUUGAGGCUGAUCCUGCAACGCUUCAGCCUACAUAUCUUGUUGCUCAUGAGCCUGAUGAUGAUAAUAUUCUAAGAACUCGAACUUAUGAUGUCAGCAUCACGUAUGACAAAUAUUAUCAAACUCCUCGUGUUUGGCUUACAGGUUAUGAUGAGUCAAGGAUGCUUCUUGAGCCAGAGUUGGUUCUAGAAGAUGUCAGUCAAGAUCAUGCUCGCAAAACGGUAACUAUUGAAGACCAUCCACACUUAUCUGGAAAACAUGCAUCUGUACAUCCAUGCAAACAUGCAGCUGUGAUGAAGAAACUAAUUGAGCCCUUAAUAGCUGCAGGACUUGAACCACAAGUUGACAAGUACCUGUUCUUAUUCUUGAAGUUUGUUGCUACUGUAAUUCCAACCAUUGAAUAUGAUUACACCAUGGACUUUGACCUUGGGAGCUCCAGUACCUGAUUUGUAAACAAUCUCCUACGCCGCUGAGGCCUGAGGCCACACAAUACUGCUUGAAAGGUUACAAGUGGAGAUGGACUCGAGAAAUGGUGCAAAGCUAGAGUGAUAUGAAGUGGUGUUGUAUUGUUUACCUGCUGGGUGUUUGGUUCAUUGUAUAUAGUGUCAUUUGCAGCAAAAAAAAAAAAAAAAAAAAAAAAAAAAAAUCUAAGUAAAUGAAGUCGUGAAGUGUAAAUUGCUGGAAAAGUUAUAUUUGAUUUCCCUUUUUAUUUGGGAGUGUUAAGAAGUGGUGGUGUUGUCUUGUGUUGUGUAUAAUGAAGAAGGUAACUUGUGAAUCCAUGGUAUGUGUAAUGUAAAUCAACCCAGAGCCUUCUGUCUUGGCGAGGAAUGCUUAAGCCUUGAAGAUCGGGUUGAAUCUAGGAAUGGCUGAACACAAUUUAUAUACUUGUUUAACCUAGCUAUCUGAACCAGUCAAAUCGGUCAACGGGUUGUUAAUGGUUUGUGAUCAAGUUGUAAAUGAGUUGAAACGGGUCA